Lepisosteus oculatus (spotted gar) is the source of this 3059-nucleotide messenger RNA. RefSeq names its product GC-rich sequence DNA-binding factor 2 (gene gcfc2). Gene Ontology annotation, cellular component: nucleus. Lineage: Eukaryota; Metazoa; Chordata; Actinopteri; Semionotiformes; Lepisosteidae. The record is from RefSeq and is a predicted model, not a curated record. Gene Ontology annotation, molecular function: DNA binding. Gene Ontology annotation, biological process: mRNA splicing, via spliceosome.
ACGCAUUGUUUAUGGACUACAUUACCCAUGAUGCAGCCGGAGAGCAGGGAACCGGAAAGUACAAACGUAAAUGUUGUUGAAGCAAAUCGGAAGAAGUGUUGUAAGUGUACUUUUUUCCCCCCCAUAAAUGAAGAUGGAGUAAUUGGUUUAUGCUAACCUGCUUAGCAUUUAAAAUGUAAAUGUGUUUCAUUGUGCUUUAGUCUUUCAUUUACUUCACUACCGAGAAACACGUGGGAUGCUGUAAGGCUUAGUACUUUUUUUAAAAAAAUACAUAAGAUAAUCAUUUGCGAUCCGCACUGUUGAGAUAUUAUUGCAGUUCCCACCUGAAUAUGUUCGGUAAGAAACCAAAGAGAAACUUCAGGAGGAGGAAAGGAGAUUCGAGCGGAGAAGAUGAGCCUUCACAAGAAGAGCAGGGAGAAGCCACUGACGAGGUGAAGGUCUCGGUUGCUCCCCGGUUACUGAAGCAUCCGCAGAGCCGGGGGAUUUCCUGCACGUCUAAGCGGGAGUCCGGGAGCUCCAGGCCGGAUUCAGUCGCCGGACAAAAUCCGCACACAGAAAAUGUAAGCGAAGAUACGGCUGCGGAAGACGCUGCUGAGAAGAAACUGACGAAAAAUAAAAUCACUCUAUUGAGUUUCGGUGAUGAAAAACAAGUGGACGAAGAUGACUUCAAGGUUAAAAAGCCUGUUGACAAGGCCGUCGUUUUCAAAGCGCGAACAAAAGAGAUCAAUCCUCCCGCUUUUAAUUCACAAGGCCCCAAGGGUCCUGUUUCACAGAGUGACUGUGGGGACGAUAAACCCGAAGGUGAAAAAAUUCAGGAUGGAAGCAACGAUGAUACAAGCUCCCAAAAAUCUAGUUCUUCCAGCUCUUCAGUGUCUGAUCCAGGUGAUAUCCCUGAUGCUCUACAAAUUGAGGCUGCAAGAAGGCAACGUAAACUGGCUAGAGCACGGCAGGACUAUAUUCCUCUGGCCACGAGACACGGGAGCAGUCCAGUGUUAAAAGAUGAAGAGGAGGAAGACAGCGAUGAUGAACCCGAUGACCACCAGCGGAGAAUUCCAUUUGCACCUAAACCGAAGACCCUGAGACAGAGAAUAGCUGAAAAGAUGAGUGAGAGCGGUAGUGAGGAUGAAAGAUCAAAUGGCCAAGAUGAGGAUCAGAAUCUGUGGGUGGAACAGCAAAUUGGAAAAGGAGUGAAGAGACCUCAGAACCCGGAUGGUGAGAUUUCCCGUGAGCCUGUAAAGGAUGUUAAAGUGAAGUUAGAUUUUCCAGUGUCCCUGCCAGUAGUCAAUUUUGAUAUUAUAAAGAAGAGAUUAACUGGAAAGUUAGACUCCCUGAGAGAGGUGCAUCGUGCACAUGAGCAGGAACAGAAGAGAAUCCAGAUGGACAUUGAAAGUGCCAAGACUUCAGUCGAGCAGCUGGAAGGUGCCUCCACAGACCAGCGUUACAAAUUCUAUAAAGAAAUGAAGAUCUAUGUCCAAAACCUGGUGGACUGCCUUACUGAAAAGGUCCUUCUUAUUAAUGAAGUGGAGUCGGCGAUGCAUUUUUUACUGAAGGAACAGGCUGAAUCUCUGUUAAAUCACAGGCGUGAGAAAAUCAGAGAGGAAUCGUCACACAUCCACAAUCUCACUUACGAAACAGACUCAUCCAGUACCGAAAGUAAUAACAUUGGAGACGGAAAGGGAUGCUCUGUGGAGGAAAAGAAAAACAGUACUGAAGGUGACGUCGGAAGUCGCAGCAGGGAGAGUCGUGGCACUGAAGGCGUUCAUUGUGACAGGCUCUCAAGUGAUGAUGAAACACCUGCUGAAACGCAGCCUGAAUUUGAGGCACACUUUGCCAAAAGAAAAGAUGACAUACUAGACAGGCAUCAGAAGAUCUUUGAUGAUGUACAAGAAAACUUCUGUGAUGUUAAAAAAAUACUUUCUAAAUUUGAUGAGUGGAGACGCAGAUUUCCUGACUCGUACUAUAGUGCUUAUAUCGGACUCUGUUUACCAAAACUCUUGGGUCCCUUAGUCAGACAUCAACUCAUUGGAUGGAAUCCCCUCAAGGAUGAUGGGAAGGAUUUUGAAGCAUUUCCUUGGUACUCAGCUGUGGAAACGUUCUGUCAUGGUCAUGGAUAUGAAGAAUCUGAAGCUGCUGACAUUAAAACUCUGCCAUCCAUCUUAGAGAAAACAGUCUUGCCCCAAAUUCAAGGAUUUGUGGAACAGGUCUGGGAUCCUUUGUCAUCGAAACAAACAAAGUGUCUUGUGAAACAUUGUGAGGAAUUACAAGAUGGUUAUUCAGUGUUUAACAGUGAGCAGAGCAAAACUAAAAAGGCUUUUGUAAAUGCUGUUGUCCUGAGAAUGAGAAGUUCAGUUGAUGAAGAUGUAUUCAUUCCUAUUUAUCCAAAAAAAUAUGUUGACGACAGGUGUUCCCCACAGCGUAGGUUUCAGGAUAAACAAUUCUGGUCGGCAGUCAGGCUUCUAGGUAACAUUAUGCUGUGGGAUGGCUUGGUUCCAGAAGAUACUAUAAAAGAAUUGAGUUUAGACAGAGUUUUAAACCGCUACAUUAUGAUAACUUUAAUGAACACAUUACCUGACGCAGAGAAUGUGGAGAAAUGCAAAAAGGUAGCUGCAUGCUUUCCAAGAAGCUGGUUUGAAGAUGCAGAAGCCAGGUCCUCUAUUUCUCAACUCAAAAACUUCAGUAAUCAUUUACUUCAGAUCGUACAUUCACUGUGUAAAAGCAAUCCCGGUGAUGAUAAAAUCAGGGAUAUUGUUGUCAAUAUUUUGAUUCUUCUGAGAAGUAUCAAUGCAUUGGACCAUGUGGCAGCUAUUAUUGAACAGUAUCAGUAUGAAGACCUGAAAACCUCUCUCAACAUACAUUAAAUGGGAGAUAUGCUCAUCCUUUCAGGGUUUUUAAAAAAAAUAAUUUCAGCUGUGAUUUUUGUACCAAGAUGACAGUGUAAUAUACUGAUUCAAAUUUGUAAAUUAAAAUUUUGUAGUAUUUUUAGAUGCUCCUAUAAAAAGGCCUUAUUGUGCUCCUAAGACUCUGUUGUUUAAUAAAAUUCCGAGAUGGGCAGCAUGAAA